Molecule: messenger RNA, 2313 nt
Organism: Sorghum bicolor (sorghum)
Lineage: Eukaryota; Viridiplantae; Streptophyta; Magnoliopsida; Poales; Poaceae
Product: aspartyl protease family protein 2
Exons: 1
Coding region: 289-1842 (517 amino acids)
Biological process (GO): proteolysis
Molecular function (GO): aspartic-type endopeptidase activity
Source: RefSeq, a predicted model, not a curated record
CGCGUUUUUCCACGGGCCACCGUCCCCAACAUUCGUCGAUUCCAACCCCGCCUCGCCUCCUCCUCCUCCUCUCCCUCUCCUCCGUGUUUUCAAUGGUCAAAACCCACGCACCUCACCUCCCCCGCAGUCGUCUUUUCCCUCCCCCGACCCGCGUUUCUUUAUAUUUCCCCCCAAUUCCACCACCACCAACCUCCUCUUCCGCCCUCCUCUCCCACCACCGCCCCCCCCGUCGCCUGCUGUUCCAUGAAGGACAACUAAUCCAUCCAUCCAUCCAUCCAUCGCUCAGCUAUGGCGCAGCUCGCGGUGCGGUCACUGCUGCUGUGCUUGCUCCUGGUCUCGCCAGCUGCGGCUUCGCCGGGUAUCGCGAAGCUCAACUCGUCGUCGUCCCUCUUUGGCAUCGAGUUCCCGCCGUUCAACACCGCCGUCGCCGUCACCGGCUGCGGCAGCAAGCUGGCUGCAGCUGAGGAGGCGGUGGCUGAGCAGAAGCAGCCGGCGAGCCUGUCCCCGUCGCUGAAGCUGCACAUGAACCGCCGCGCUGCCGAGGGGGGCAGGACACGGAAAGAGUCCGUUUUAGAUUUGGCCGAUAAGGACGCCGUCCGCAUCGAGACGAUGCACCGGAGAGCGGCGCGCUCCGGCGGGGACCGGACGCCGGCGUCUCCGUCUUCGUCUCCGCGGCGGGCGCUGUCGGAGCGGAUGGUGGCGACGGUGGAGUCCGGCGUGGCGGUUGGGUCCGGCGAGUACCUGAUGGACGUCUACGUCGGCACGCCGCCGCGGCGUUUCCGGAUGAUCAUGGACACCGGCAGCGACCUCAACUGGCUGCAGUGCGCGCCGUGCCUGGACUGCUUCGACCAGGUUGGCCCCGUGUUCGACCCCGCCGCGUCCUCCUCCUACCGCAACGUCACCUGCGGCGACCAGCGCUGCGGCCUCGUGGCGCCGCCCGAGCCACCAAGGGCGUGCCGCCGCCCCGGGGAGGACUCCUGCCCCUACUACUACUGGUACGGGGACCAGUCCAACACCACCGGCGACCUGGCCCUGGAGUCCUUCACGGUCAACCUCACGGCCCCCGGCGCGUCUCGCCGCGUGGACGACGUCGUGUUCGGGUGCGGCCACUGGAACCGCGGCCUCUUCCACGGCGCGGCGGGCCUGCUGGGCCUCGGCCGUGGCCCGCUGUCGUUCGCGUCCCAGCUCCGCGCCGUGUACGGCCACACCUUCUCCUACUGCCUGGUGGACCACGGCAGCGACGUCGCUAGCAAGGUGGUGUUCGGGGAGGACGACGCGCUGGCGCUGGCGGCGGCGCACCCGCAGCUCAACUACACGGCGUUCGCGCCCGCGUCGUCGCCGGCGGACACGUUCUACUACGUGAAGCUCAAGGGCGUGCUGGUGGGCGGCGAGCUGCUCAACAUCAGCUCCGACACGUGGGGUGUGGGCGAGGGCGAGGGCGGAUCCGGCGGCACCAUCAUCGACUCCGGCACCACGCUGAGCUACUUCGUGGAGCCGGCGUACCAGGUGAUCCGGCAAGCCUUCAUCGAUCGCAUGGGCAGGUCGUACCCUCUGAUCCCGGACUUCCCGGUGCUGAGCCCGUGCUACAACGUGUCUGGCGUGGACCGGCCGGAGGUGCCGGAGCUGUCGCUGUUGUUCGCCGACGGCGCCGUGUGGGACUUCCCCGCCGAGAACUACUUCAUCCGGCUGGACCCGGACGGCAUCAUGUGCCUGGCGGUCCUGGGCACGCCGCGGACCGGCAUGUCCAUCAUCGGUAACUUCCAGCAGCAGAACUUCCACGUCGUCUACGACCUGAAGAACAACCGGCUGGGCUUCGCGCCGCGGCGGUGCGCCGAGGUGUAGCCGCCGGCGAGGCCUGCCUGAGAGGACCAACGAUUCGAACUCGGUCCUCGGUUUGAUUGAUUGGAUUGGGAGGCAAAUUGGGUGUAGAAAUUUUCGGUCGGUGGCACGUACGCAAAGCUCUAGCACAAAGUUUUUUUGUUGUUGUUGCACUUAUUAUCUCCAAGGAGAGAAGGUUAGGAAUAUUGUAGUACUAGGAUCAUGUCCGGGAAAAUACCUAUCCUGGCCCCGUGUCAAUGCCCAUUUGGUCACUUGAAUUGAAUUAUAGAAAUUGUAAUUAUAAGUUGUACAUCAAGAAUGCAUAGUGCACACAAACUUUUUUUUUCUUUCAAGUAAUUGCUCACGAACAUGUGAUGUACAACAACAGAAUAGAUUUCAUCUUUAAGAAGAGCAUGCUGCAUGCCCAGGUUGUUCUUGUAUCGAGUAGAUAUUUCAAAACUAUCUAGAGUCCAAAGAACUUGAUAAAUAAAUUCU